Fibroporia radiculosa is the source of this 4872-nucleotide messenger RNA. RefSeq lists its product as uncharacterized. NCBI's taxonomy places the organism in Eukaryota, Fungi, Basidiomycota, Agaricomycetes, Polyporales, Fibroporiaceae. The record is from RefSeq and is a predicted model, not a curated record. The transcript is spliced from 6 exons. Bases 1 to 4872 code for a protein of 1623 amino acids. Gene Ontology annotation, molecular function: glycosyltransferase activity. Gene Ontology annotation, cellular component: cytoplasm.
AUGCGCACGACGUUGGGUGUGUCGGCCGCCUUGAGAGGACCGAGGUCGCUCGCCGCCACCAGUCGUCAUUUCGGCCUGGCACGUGCCCGCGACAGAAUUGAUGCGUCGGGUUUGCAUCGCGUCGCUGCGGGACAGAGUCGACAGAGCCUGCUCGCCGUGGAUGCAGACGACCUGCCGCCGCCGCCGCCGCCGCCUGCAGAGCUCAGUGCGGCCAUGAUGCAAACAAACAUGAUCGCUGGUCUCCCAAUGCGGGGUCUCGUUCAGUGUGCUUCGUGGAGGCCAUCCGACGGACCUCCGACCGCAUCCACCGUGACCAGACUUGUCCAACGGAAGCUUUUCUCCCACUUUUCGCAAUUGUCGCCUCCUCCCCAAGGCUUCUACCAAGAACAACAGAGCGGCAAACGUCACGGAACUGCACAAAUGCGUCCAUCGACUUCCAAUACCGCCCGUCUAUUUCCCGACCGUUUUUACGUCUUCGAGCUCGAACACGGCAAACAGACAGCGAACCACAUUGGACCCAUGAGAGGGCGAGUGCGGCUGCCAAACGCAGUUGAUGUUGUCGUCGUCGUCGUCGUUGAGUACUCGGCGGAGGACGUCAGAGCGGGGAAGAUGCUGGAUCCGGAGAUCCGCGGCGAGCCGGUCCGCCGGUUUGAUUCGAUUGUAUUUCUCUGCUCUCUAGACGCCCGCAUACCUUUCCAACUGGUCGCCGACUCGCGACGCGUCCCCGACGCCCCCUCCCCUGCGCUGGGUCGCACAAUGCCCAUUCCUUAUGCCUUUGUAUCCCUAGUCACCUCCGACCAUUAUCUCCCCGGCGCACUCGCCCUCGCCGCUGCCCUCAGGGAUGUCCAUCCCUCUCCUCCCUCUCCCCCAGAGGUUGACUUUCAGUCCGUGUGCCUCGUCACUCCCGAGUCCGUCGAUGUCUCCACCAUCAAACUCCUCCGAAGAGCAUAUGACACCGUAAUUGGUGUAGAGCUCAUCGAGCAGCAUGAUGACAAGGGUUUGCAGCUACUUGGUCGUCCGGAUCUCAACCAUGUCCUUACAAAAUUACACAUAUUUCGCCUCACUCGAUAUUCAAAGCUAAUAUUCCUCGAUGCCGAUGUCCUCCCGAUUAGACCGCUAUCACACCUCUUCACUAUUCCGCACGAGUUUGCAGCAGUACCGGACGUCGGAUGGCCGGACAUAUUUAAUUCUGGAGUGCUCGUCGUUAGUCCCGGACAGGACAAGUUUAGCGAUCUCAUGCAACUCCUCAAAACCAAGGGUAGCUGGGAUGGCGGCGACCAGGGAAUCUUGAAUGAAUGGAGGGGCGGAGAUUGGCAUCGUCUCAGUUUCACCUACAACACCACCCCUACCGCCGCGUACACAUACGCCCCGGCGUAUGAACGGUUUGGCUCCCAGAUAAAAGCUAUUCACUUCAUUGGCCCACAUAAGCCAUGGUCCUCUAUACCCUAUCGUGCACCUGGUGUAAAAACCGCACAAGGACCAGAUCCGGGCGCCUUACCGGAGCAGCAGCGCCAGCGAGCGUACGACUUUGAUUCUCUGGUUGAUCGCUGGUAUGAAGUAUACGACAAGUACUAUCGCUCCGAUCUGCCAAGUGCGCGUGCCGACUUUGAGAUCCAACGGUAUGCUUCGGUAUGGGAUGGUGGCACCGAGCUGGGCGCUGAAAUGUCCCGAGUCCACGAAAGCGGAGCCGCGCCGCCGCCUGGGAGCGUGCUGGGGUUGGAGGAUUUGCGCCGGGUUGCCAUUGAGGGGAUGAGCAAUCUCGGUGGCUCGAGGUCUGAUGCGGAGGAGCGGCCGCGGGAGGGCGAGUACCGCUCAAUGCCACUGGAAGGACGAGUAGACCUCAUGCGUCCCAGGUGCGAGCCAGAACCCGAGCAUGUACAGGAUGAAGAGGCUUCAGAUCAGGCAGAAGGUGGGGAUCGGGACUUGACACCCAGACAGGAGGAAUACAAGCCACUACAUGUGGGAGGCGGAGAGGGACUAUGGCUGGAGACACUUCCUACGCCUGGUCCAAAUGAGGUUCCCUCUGCGCCAUAUCUCCACGGAUUGUCGUUGCCUCCUACUCCCUUUUAUCCUCCGCCUCAAGGUCAGUCAGAUUAUCGACAUGACCAAUCUGGUCAAUACCGCGACGGGACUCACCCGUCUAGUGGUAGCCCUCAUACUAGCCGGCAGCAUGAGGUGUCCUAUCCUGACGGUGAUCAUUCUCAUGCGAGCUGGCAGAGGCAAGAAUCUCAUCCUGACGAGGAUUAUUCUCGUGCCGGCUGGCGGACCCACGACUCUCAUCCUGGUGGUAAUCAUUCUCAUGCUGACUGGCAGCGCCCUAUACCUCAUCCUAACAGUGAACAUUCUCGCAUUGUCGAACAAAGCCGCGAAUCUCAUCCUGACGGUGAUCAUUUGCAUGUCGACCGGCAGCACCACGGGUCCCAUUUUGGUGAUGAAUCGGCUCGUGGUAGCGAGCAGAGCCGUGAAUUUCAUCCGUCUGGUGGACCACCACAUAUUGACUGGCAGCGCCAUGAAUCUCAUCCACCCAGAGAGCCCCCUCAUUCCGGAUGGCAGCAUCAUGCAUCACUCCCGCCCCAACAGGGCCAAUCCGCUCAAGAGCGACGCGAACCGCAUACAAAAACACAGCGUAGUCAACCCGGACGACAGUCCUACGACUCACAUCCGCCAGGUUCACCCGUGCAACAGCAGCAUGCGUCUCAGCAACAGCAUGAUCAUGGUCAGCACCGACCCCAAGAAGGGCAUGGUGAGCAUCGUCACCACCACUAUCGCCGCUUGGAACCUCCGCUGCCUCGGCCAUAUAAUGGUGAGAGUUCUGACGACCGCGGCCGCGAAGACCAGCAGUCGCAGCCACCGCCUUUCCACCGGCAUUCUCCUCCACGGCAGCACUCUCCUCAGCAACAUCAUCAGCAUCAUCAACACCAGCAUCAACACCAGCACCAUCAGCACCAACACCAGCACCAGCACCAGCACCAGCACCAGCAUCACCACUCGCCUCCUCGCCCGUCGUCGCCCCCGAAACUUUCCUGGAACCCCGCCAUUGAGCCUCCUCCGAACAAUCCUCCAGCUGUCAACGCCUUUCCCGAUGAUACUUACUUUCCCAAUGUCUGGGAUCAGAAGCCGUCGCAGCAGCACGACGCGGCGCAUCAGUUCUAUCCAUCAUCACAACCAUAUGUCCCGGCACCCCACUCGGACGCAUUUUUCCAUCCUCCACCACCUGCACACAUUCCAGAGCAGUUGCUGCGUCAGGGUCAUUACGCUAGUGUCAUCGGCCAUGCGCAGCCCAACAUGCCUGGUUCACCGCCGGCGGCGCCUGUCCCGGAUAGGGCCAAGGUACAGGCUGUCUUCCCGUGGGAGGAGAAACCGCGUCGCUUCCCAAAGCGUGUGUUCCCAGCGACGGACUCCCCGCCUCCAGUCGUGAGGUAUAUUGAGGAGGAGCUGCCGCCUCCGCCGCUUCCAGAGGAGCCCCCGGCAUCAUCACCAGUGCUGCAUGUACAGACACUACCUCCGCCUGUCGGGCUCCCGAACCAGCUUGCAUAUGCUAACGCGUGGGACUCGGUGCCCAGCAUUCAGAAAUACGCGUCGCGCCUCGUGAGACCAAACCAGUUCCAUCCGCACUAUCCCCAUGCAGGCGUAACGUCGCCGCAGCGGCGCAUGCAGUGGAGCGACGACGAUGGCUGGAGACGCUGGGAGAAGGAGCGGGAGCGCGUGGUGCAGGCGAAGCAGGACGCGAGCAGCAUGGAUGGUGACGAUGAAGAGGAGAGCGAGGACAAUGAUGACUGGGAGGAAGGUGGUAAACAGGAUGCAGAUGGCAAACAGGGUGAAGGUAACAAGGGUAAAGAGAGGGCAGGGAGCGCAGGCGGGAGUGCGAGCUCGUCGAAGCGAUCGCGAGCGGGCAGCUCUGCAUCUGCGACUCCAUCAGGCAAGGGGAAGAAGUACCGCACCCGCGGUGUGCAGACGAUUCCGGUGGAGACACGGAGCCAAGGCGUGCAAGUGAAAAUUGCAGCGCCUGAGGAUAGUGCACCGCAGAAGGCGAAGGAUGGCAAGCCACCUGGGGGCGGCGCACCCAGAUCGAAGCAAGACGCGGCGUCCAGUCCGAUUAAACCGAGUUUGUUGCUUCCUCCACCCCCGGUGCGCGAGUUCAGGACGGACGCAGACCAGAUGGGCUCGGUAACACCUGUCGUUAGUCAUGCACUCAGGCAUACGAUGCCGUUCCCGUCCAUGGGCUCACCGACUGGCUUGCGCUCGCCUCAGACGCUUGGAUCCCCGAGAACAUACUCGCCACCGAAGAGUCCGCCCAAGGCGCCUUCGUCUCCGAAGGGAGCGAGUCCGCCCAAGGGACCGUCGCCACCUAGGGUCGCGAGCCCAACGAAGAGUCCUACCCCCCCUCGUCUCUCGAUCCCGUCUAAAGUGCCCUCGCCUCCACAGAUUUCGAGUCCACGUAGGCUGUCGGCUGCACAUCAACAACAAUUCUCCGCAACAGGCAGAAGUGGUAGCCCGCUUGCGACGCCACCAAGUAAACCAGCAUCGCCGGUUGUCGGGCGGGCUGCAACACCGCCAUACGCGACGCCGUCGCCGAGAUUAGCGAGACUCUCGUCCCCUUCGCCGUUCGCGUCGCCUCUUGUGCGUACAUCGUCGAAUGACACCGCAUUCACGUCAUCGCCGUCCACCCAAGGCCCGGUGGCGACUCCGCCUCGUCUCACGCCGGAGAGCACUCCAGUGACAGGGCCUGGACAGAAGGGGGGACGGGUGUGGGAUCCUGCGAGAGGUGUGGAUGUGUUCAAGCGCAGUUCGGAGGAAGUGCUGGCAAGGUUUCUGCGGUUGGGGUCGUUCGAGGAUGAUGAGCGACGAGGGCAGGUGCAGCACAACCGAUGA